Messenger RNA from Pseudomassariella vexata, 1654 nucleotides. RefSeq lists its product as uncharacterized. The record is from RefSeq and is a predicted model, not a curated record. Bases 311 to 1285 code for a protein of 324 amino acids. Lineage: Eukaryota; Fungi; Ascomycota; Sordariomycetes; Amphisphaeriales; Pseudomassariaceae. The transcript has a single exon.
GCAUCAGAAAAGGGUGGAGGACGCUAUCGAUCAACUUCACAGUUGGAGUGUUGCGGUAACGGCUCUGAAAAGUACCUUCGUAAUCGGAGACCCCAGACAACUACGAAGUGCAUACCAGCGCCUCAAAGACCUCUAGAACCAGCCUCCGCUAUCGAAUCCGUCGAAGAUCUAUACGUACUGUCUUGACCAUGAGAUUCUGGUUAGUGAGACGAAGGGUACUACUCGAGUCCCAAGCGACCUUGACUGUACUCGAGGCUUGUUUGAGGGAAUCCACAGUCACAGCCUUGAAGACAUCAUAAGCAAAGCUGAUAUGACGCACGAAGAGAUCUUCAAGAUGGAGUACUCUCAAGCCCAGAAGUUGGUCCGAGGAUGGGCGAGGAUUAAGGUCAAUCUGGAUAUGCACACCAAGCGAGCUGAGAGAUAUUUUCCGUCUGAUCAGGGCAAGAGAGAGGAAAGCCAGCCAGAUAUAACUACUCUCACGGAGAGGCUCAGAGCCUUGCAGAUACAACUGAGCCAAGUAGGUCCGUCUGAUCGGAGACACCAGAUAGAAGACAUAAGGACUGCAUACCGGCCACAGCAGCUAUGGGGCUGUCAGCCACUCGUACACCAGGUCGUACACCAGGCCCAAGGAAAUACGGUCAGGACUCAAGACAGCCCUCGUCAAGACAGCCCUCGUCAAGACAUCUCUCGUCAAGGACAGCUGUACGACUACGAGACCAGACAACACCGUCCGUAUCCGAAUCGAUGGGGCACGACAACCAGGAAAUGUGUCUUCUGUGCUAUGCCUGGCCAUCUUGUCUCACAGUGCGGUAUACUUGAAGAUUUGAAUCGCGACGGCUUUCUCCGAUGGGACCCAAUGGACAGAGCCUACUUCCUCGGAGGAGACUACAAAAGACAGACUGCGAUUCAGGUACCGACAUAUAUCGAGAGAAAGGCGACGCAGGAGGGCAAGUCUAUCCUACGAGAGGUGUGCGACUGGGUCAUGUCGAACAACCUUGAUCCUCAAUUCCAACGGCUUGCGGCCUAUUAUCUUAGACGAGACUUUGGUAUUACGAAGAAUGAUACGAGCACUCUCCAGAUUCAGAGCUCCUCUCAGCCGCCGCAAGUACAGGAUAAUCGACUACAGACGCCAGGACUAGUACAGCCAGAGACAGCGAAGACGAACACAGCCCUUAGUCCCGACAUCCGAUCAGCCGACCUUGUAGUUACCAAGAUCCUCACUAGGUCGAUAGUCGAAGAUUUGGACAGCACGACAGUUGAACCGUUUUUGCAGCCGUCUGAUUAGACGAAGAGGAACGAGACUGCUGAUACUAAGAGGACCACCGCUGUGGACGAGGCUACCGUCGAUAAGAGGACUGCCGCUGCUAAGAGGAUUGAUACGAGCAGUCAGACAGUCCUACUAUUCGGUCUGGAAGUAUACUACACUUCUCGGAGGAGCUUGUCAAGGAAAAAGAUUCGGAAGCUACUAAAGAGGACGAGGAAGAUACCGGACAGCCAGGCAGAAUCGAGAGAGGCGGACUUUGAGGACCUUGUUACUCCGUCCUGCGACUUUGACUGGCAGGAAGAUAAGUGGAAAAAGAAGUGCGUCCUGGGGAGGAAAGAAAAGAGGAGAGAGAGUCCUGGGGAGGAAAGAGGAGAAGUACGUUCUGGGGAG